Molecule: messenger RNA, 858 nt
Organism: Brenthis ino (lesser marbled fritillary)
Lineage: Eukaryota; Metazoa; Arthropoda; Insecta; Lepidoptera; Nymphalidae
Source: the annotation of a GenBank genome assembly
AUGGAAGGUGCAAUUUUGGCAUCGCCUUUGAAUGAAACGCUAAAAGAUGCAUUGGAUGCUUACUCAGAAGCCUACGAUAUUGAUCAGUUGUACGUCGGAAUACACGCAACGAUUUCUAGUCAAAUAUGGCAUUCUAUUGAAGGAAUACCAUUAGAGAAUUUAGCAAAUCAUUUAAAUAUUAGUCAAAUAGAGAGUGGCUACCGAUCCUGCGCAGUCAUGAGGGCUGGAUCUGUAAUAAACGUCGGAUGUCAAGAAAUGUUUCCGUAUAUUUGCUACAAAAGUGACAAUGUUAGUAGGAAUCUUGCAUCCUGUGGAACUACUGAUACAGCUUAUCAAUUGGACAUGAGAACUGGCAACUGCUACAAAUUCCACGCUGAAGCAAAGUCGUGGGUUGAAGCAUACGAAAUUUGUUUUGCAGAGCAAGCAUACUUGGCGAUAAUCAAUAGUUAUGCUGAGGCACGAAUCUUAGCAGAUAUUUUUGCAAAUUAUCCUAGUUUCACUAUUCAUGCUGACCAUCCAAAUACCAUGAGUAUUGGUAUCAUUGAUUGGCAACAUAACAGAGAUUGGUAUACGAUUCAUGGUGAAAGUAUAAAAGAUGCUGGUUAUUCCUCGUGGAGUAUGGGAGAACCAAGUAAUUCGGACGGUGAUGAAUAUUGUGGCACCAUUUUCAGAAAUGGCCAUUUAAAUGAUGAACCGUGUUCGAAACGGAAUGUUUUUAUCUGUGAAAAAGAUGUAAUACUUGUGCAAAAGGAAGACUCUACUGAAAAUCUAUAUACGACUGAGUCAGAAUCUAGGGAAAACCUAUAUACGACUGAGUCUGAACCAAGUCAAAAUCUAUAUACGACUGAGUUGGAAAUC